Vombatus ursinus (common wombat) is the source of this 3144-nucleotide messenger RNA. RefSeq names its product T-box 4 (gene TBX4). Gene Ontology annotation, molecular function: DNA-binding transcription factor activity, RNA polymerase II-specific; RNA polymerase II cis-regulatory region sequence-specific DNA binding. The record is from RefSeq and is a predicted model, not a curated record. Lineage: Eukaryota; Metazoa; Chordata; Mammalia; Diprotodontia; Vombatidae. The transcript has 9 exons. Gene Ontology annotation, biological process: cell fate specification; angiogenesis; regulation of transcription by RNA polymerase II. Gene Ontology annotation, cellular component: nucleus. Bases 170 to 1783 code for a protein of 537 amino acids.
AGGCGGGUGGCUGGACACUGACCCUGUCGGCUCUGAGCCCCCAACCUCUGCAGCCUCCAUCCCCAGAACCCGUGAGUCUUCUCUUUCCCGGACCCCGGACCCAUAGGUCCCCCGGGCCGCUGGAGCCUCCGGAUGCGGCAGCCCGGCUAGCCCGAGCCCAGCCAGGGAGAUGCUUCAGGACAAGGGCCUUUCUGAGAGUGAAGAGGGCUUCCGAGCCCCAGCCUCUGCACAUGGCGAGCAGGCCUCAGCUCCAGAGCCAGCUUUGGGUGGACAGGGCCUUACUGGUACUCCCCUCAGCAGCCCCCAGGGCCAAGAUGCUGAGCAGACAAUCGAGAACAUCAAGGUGACUCUGCACGAAAAGGAACUCUGGAAGAAGUUUCAUGAAGCGGGGACCGAGAUGAUUAUUACCAAAGCCGGCAGGAGAAUGUUCCCCAGCUACAAGGUGAAGGUCACAGGCAUGAACCCCAAGACCAAGUACAUUUUGCUGAUUGACAUCGUCCCAGCAGAUGACCACCGAUAUAAAUUCUGUGAUAACAAAUGGAUGGUGGCAGGAAAGGCAGAGCCUGCGAUGCCAGGAAGACUGUACGUGCAUCCAGACUCUCCAGCUACGGGGGCACACUGGAUGCGGCAGCUGGUCUCCUUCCAGAAGCUGAAACUGACCAACAACCACCUGGACCCUUUUGGGCAUAUCAUUCUCAACUCCAUGCACAAGUACCAGCCUCGGCUGCACAUCGUGAAGGCUGAUGAGAACAAUGCCUUUGGCUCCAAGAACACGGCUUUCUGCACGCAUGUUUUCCCAGAGACUUCUUUCAUUUCGGUGACUUCCUACCAGAACCACAAGAUCACUCAACUGAAAAUCGAGAAUAACCCAUUUGCCAAAGGAUUCCGGGGCAGUGAUGACAGUGACCUUCGUGUGGCUCGCUUACAGAGCAAAGAAUAUCCGGUGAUUUCCAAAAGCAUCAUGAGGCAGAGACUUGUCUCCACUCAGCUCUCUGCGAAGCCCGAUGUAAGCCCCCUGCACGGAGCCCAUCAGGCACUCCAGCAUUAUCAAUACGAGAAUGGGGCACACAUGCAAUUUGCUGCCACGGAUGGGCAAGACCUAGCCCUUAACACCUUCCCAGGGCAGAGAGACUCAGGGCUGUUCUAUCACUGCCUGAAGAGACGAGACAGCACCAGGCACCUGGACUUACCCUGCAAACGCUCCUAUCUGGAAGCCUCAUCCUCUGUGGGAGAAGAUCACUAUUUCCGCUCCCCACCCCCUUACGACCAGCAAAUGCUGAGUCCCUCGUACUGCAGUGACGUGACUCCUCGGGAAGCCUGCAUGUACUCAAGUUCUGGGGCUGAGAUCGCCGGAGUGUCAGCGGUGGAUGACCUGCCGCCACCCCCGCUGAGCUGCAACAUGUGGACGUCGGUGGCGCCGUACACCGGCUACGGCGUUCAGACAAUGGAGACUGUGCCCUACCAGCCCUUCCCCGCUCACUUUACUGCCACCCCUAUGAUGCCCCGGCUCCCCUCCGUGUCUACGCAGAGCUCCCAGCCUCCAGGGAAUACCCACUUCAGCAUCUAUAAUCAGCUGUCGCAGGCCCAGGCCCGAGAGCGAGGGCCGUCCACCUCAUUUCCGAGAGAACGUGGGCUGCCCCCGGUGUGUGAGAGGAAACCCCCAUCCCCACACCUGAACGCUGCCAACGAAUUCCUCUACUCCCAAAGCUUCUCCUUGUCCCGGGAGUCUUCCUUACAGUAUCAUUCAGGAAUGGGGACUGUCGAGAACUGGACUGACGGAUGAGUCGGAGGUCUCGUUACAAGACAGACAGUGUUACCGAUCCCGGACCGUGUUAAUCCAGUGUUAAUCCCCGGGGGGAAUAGCCUACACAGUCGUGUAUUUCUAAGGGGGGGAAAGGUGCGUUUGGAGAGCACCUGCUUUCUGACCUACAACUAAGGCCAUGUCACGAAGAAAGAACAAUGACCCAAAAGUACCUUUAGUCCAUCCACAUCUGGCAGACCUCUGGCGGUGCCCAAAGGGUGGGAGUUGGGGAGGGAGGGUUAGUUGGGCUAGGGUGUCUUUGGGAGGUUUCUACAGCAUGAUUCUGGGGCAGAGUAGUGAGACCUCAUCCUGAGAGAAAUGUGUAUGACAUUUUAGGGGUGGAUCACCACAGUUUGGGGAGAUUGUAGGCACAGCCUGGAAUCUGACUCCAGUCUAAUUUGGGGAAAGGGCCAUCCACAACUUUGGCUUUUGGCUCCUUAUGAACCCCUUGGAGAUCCAGGAAAGGAAAACCCACAGGGGUGUCAAACAGGGUCAGGGAGAUGACAAGUACCUUAACAUAUUUUUUUUCUAGUUUUUUCAAUUUAGAGGUAAGCCAGUAGGGAAAAUGUGAUCAAGAGCAUCUCCUAUUGCUGCUCAGUUUUUGGCAUUGCAUCCCCUGCCCUCGCUGCCAUGAACAUGGGAGAACCUCAUCUCUCAGACUCCAUCUUCAUCCCAGAAUUAGCACUCAAGAAAUACAAGCUUCACCUGGAUGUGCCAGCAGGUAGCUAUGGUGGAGCCAAAGUCAGGCUCGUUUGGAGAGAGUUCUGUCUCCUGGAGAAUCCCUGCCUUCGAGGGAAGAAGCCCAACAGAAAUAAAAAUGGGAGCUGAGAAAACAUUCACUUCUUCCAGAGAAUCCAGCCCAUGAGCUCAGCCAGAGGCAUGAAAAGGAUUCUUGAACCAAGCUAAGCCCAGGCCAGUGAUAUCAACCAAUUCACCAGCAUGGGACAUCACCAGACUAUAUGUGUGGCUGGUGUGGACUCUGUAAUCCAAUCUGGGAAAUCACUACACUCUUUGCAUGCUGAAUAACUAUUUAUAUAUUAUAUAAAUAUAUAUCACCAAGGCAGGCCACAUGUCCAUUGAAGCUUUGCUUUUACAAUCAAAAUAAUUAAAAAAAUGAAUGUUGCGAGGGUUUUUGGAAAGACAUCUAUUUAAGAUUUUUUAAUUACACAUUUUGAUGUAAAAACUAAGAACUGGUUAGAUAAAACCUAUAUAUACUACAGAUAAAUCUUUAUUAGAAGCCACGUUAGAUACAGGUGGUGGGGAACAUUAAGUGUUUUAUUACAUAGCAUGGACAUUUUAUUUUACGUAUCAGAACAUAAAGCCAUUUUUUUUUCAACUACAAA